This is a messenger RNA of Vidua chalybeata, 978 nucleotides long. RefSeq names its product translation initiation factor IF-2-like. The record is from RefSeq and is a predicted model, not a curated record. Bases 1 to 978 code for a protein of 325 amino acids. Lineage: Eukaryota; Metazoa; Chordata; Aves; Passeriformes; Viduidae. The transcript has 2 exons.
AUGACACGGGGCUGCCAGGGAGGGCACCGGGAGCUCCUGCCUCCGUUUGCCGGUGCCCGGAACGCCGGGCGGCCCCGCGAGUGCUCCCGCAGCUUCGCCCCGUCCGCAGGCCGCUGUCAGCCGCACCCGAGCCCGGCCCCGCUCCCGCACCAGGCCCGGGCCCGGCUCCCGUUCCUGAGCCCGGCUCCCGCUCCUGGGCCCGGGCCUGGCUUCCCGCUCCCGCUGCCCGGCCCUGCUCCCGCCGUCAUUUCGGAGCCGCCACCAAAUGGCUGCCCGGGUCCCCGGGCCGGCCCCGCGGCCUGGCGGGGCCCGCCGGGCGCCGACACCCCCGCGGUCCCCGACGGGCCGCACUGGACGGGCUCAGCCCGACGCCGCUCCCGCCCGGCUCCCGCGGCGCCGGGAGGCAGAGGAAGGACCGGGGAGGAGGGUGAUGAGGUGGGGGGGAGCGGGGCGGGGGGGGGGGGGACCGGGCGGGGCCCCGGCGGGUCAGCGCGUCCCCCGCGGCGGCCGCCCCCGCCCAGCUCGGUCCGAGCCGUGCGGUGCGGUCCGUACCUGCUGGGCGGGGGCGGCGGCCGGAGCGCGGUCGGGCGGUGCCGGCCUCACGCGCCAUGGGGCGGGCGCGCGGCCCGGCGGAGGCAGCGGCGGGAGCCCCGGCGGCGCCGCCUCAUCGCGCUGACAGCGGCCCCGCCGCCACGCCCCGCGACGCCGCUCUCUCUCUCUCGCGAGACCCGCGCGCCGCACGUGACCGCGCGGAGGGAGGGAGGGGGAGUUACCAUAGAGACGGCGGUGCGGAUGCGCCCGCCGCACGGGCCCCGCCGCCAGGGGCAAGCGGGGGGUCAUCGAGACGGCGUGACAGAGCGGCGGGCGGCGCCGGCAGCGCCCCCUUGCGGCGCCCCUCGGGAGGAGCCGCCUCAGCGGUUCCGCGGUGCGCAACGUUCGCCUCUGGCGUCGAUUGCUUAUUGUCCUUUUAAAAUUUAA